Molecule: messenger RNA, 825 nt
Organism: Ruditapes philippinarum (Manila clam)
Lineage: Eukaryota; Metazoa; Mollusca; Bivalvia; Venerida; Veneridae
Product: histamine H2 receptor-like
Exons: 1
Coding region: 1-825 (274 amino acids)
Biological process (GO): G protein-coupled receptor signaling pathway
Cellular component (GO): membrane
Molecular function (GO): G protein-coupled receptor activity
Source: RefSeq, a predicted model, not a curated record
AUGGAAACCAAUGACACUGGAGAGUAUUCAAUUGCGGAUGCUGUGACAAUUGACCAGAUCAGUACUACCGCUGACAGAGCUUCUGAAAUCUUCACAAAUCCUCUUGAAGUGACUUCUUUUAUAAUAUGUGUGCUCGGUCUUAUUGCAAACUGUCUUUCCAUAAUAGCGACCAUUCACAUACCACAUGGUCAGUCGACACAUUCUAAACUAAUCAUCAGUCUCGGUGUAUCGGACAGCCUUAUUCUCAUCGCCAUACUCUUACACAAUUUAAUGUACAUAUUUACAUCAUGGGAUGCUUGUACAAAACUUACGAAACGUCUAAUUUUAGACACAGCCCUUCUUGCAACACUUAUAAACUUGUUUGUGAUGGCCAUAGAUCAUAACUUAGCCAUUAUGAAGCCCCUUCAUUAUAGACGUUUUAUGUCCAAAUUUCGUGGGAAUUGUCUCAUCAUUUUUAUAUGGGUAUUCAGCUUGAUUAUGGGUCUAACAGAAGUGGUUGUUGGACUGGUGACUAAAGAACAAAUGAAACAACCAUUUUGCAUUGUAGUAUCAAACGACGAGUUCGACAUUGAACUGAUUAUUAUUGGCGUAAUUUUCUUUGUGCUUCUUGCUAUUGUAGUGAUUUACGUCAGGAUUUACACCUUAGUCAAACAAUUAAUGAACAGAGACCGAAUGAUGCACCAAGAUGAAAUGCAUAGCUAUAAAGCAAUUGUGACUACAUUGCUUAUUAUCGGAACAUUUACAUUAUUUUGGGCUCCAGAUGGGAUCUUUCAAGUUGUACAUGUAUAUAAAAUUGAAAACAGACAGGUUUUAUGUCUAAUAUGA